This is a messenger RNA of Aspergillus pseudoviridinutans, 297 nucleotides long. RefSeq lists its product as uncharacterized. The record is from RefSeq and is a predicted model, not a curated record. Lineage: Eukaryota; Fungi; Ascomycota; Eurotiomycetes; Eurotiales; Aspergillaceae. Bases 1 to 297 code for a protein of 98 amino acids. The transcript has a single exon.
AUGCGUCGCGAUCGCGGCGCAACGCCGAAUAACAAAUUGCUCUUUCACGCUUCGCGCCAGAGAGCAGCGCACCGCGAUAAUGGUCACAAAGGAAUAGUCAGAAGAGUCCAGAGGCAGUGGGAUGACUGGUCAUCAAUAUUAGGCCCCAUUGGACUAAAGAAUAAUGGCACGCCCUUCGUCGAGUAUCUCAAGACCGACUGCUAUGGCGAUGCCAUCCGCCAAUUUAACAAUGUCCUUGCAAAUCUGGUCAAAAACAAGGCCGGCAAAGGUAAGACUGAAGAGGAUGCUCUCGAAUGA